AUGAAGAUAGCAAUUGCAUGCAUACUCUUCUCCUUAGUGCUGGGUGCCAUCUUCACAGAUGCUGCUAGCCAACUGGGGAAGGCAGGUGGAUCCAGUAAAAAUCAGAAGCCAGGUACCUCAAACCAGAAAGUGAGACCAGGGGCUACUGCUGAUCAAGAAGAGGAGAAAAAUAUGGGUAAAUCUCCAGCUGGCAACAUAGUGGAGGUCCAAAAUGGCAACAAGAAGGCAUCAGAUGAACAAACCAACUGCCCAGAACUUUCUGACCCUGUCUGUGGCUCUGAUGGAAAAACCUAUAGUAACAUGUGUUUCUUUGGAGAAGCAAAUAAGAAAAGUAAUGGAAAACUAAGCGUGAAACACAAAGGAAAGUGCUGA
Molecule: messenger RNA, 372 nt
Organism: Trichosurus vulpecula (common brushtail)
Lineage: Eukaryota; Metazoa; Chordata; Mammalia; Diprotodontia; Phalangeridae
Product: serine protease inhibitor Kazal-type 6-like
Exons: 4
Coding region: 1-372 (123 amino acids)
Molecular function (GO): protein binding
Source: RefSeq, a predicted model, not a curated record